This is a messenger RNA of Camelina sativa (false flax), 595 nucleotides long. The record is from RefSeq and is a predicted model, not a curated record. NCBI's taxonomy places the organism in Eukaryota, Viridiplantae, Streptophyta, Magnoliopsida, Brassicales, Brassicaceae.
UCUUUAAAUAACAAUCAUUCCUAUAAACCUCUAAAACUUCAAGACUUCAUCAACACAAGAGAGACAAAAAGAGAAAGAGAGAGUAAAAAGAUUUGCAAAGGAGUUGAGAAAGAAGAAGAGAGAAGAAGCGAAGACGGAGGAUGCAGAAGACUCUGCACGGAGAGUCCCAAAGCUCCGGUGAGCUGUGAGCUUUGCCACGAGAACGCAGCCGUGUAUUGUGAGGCAGACGCUGCUUUCCUUUGUAAGAAAUGCGACACAUGGGUCCAUUCUGCUAAUUUUCUUGCUCGGAGACAUCUCCGGAGCGUGAUCUGCUCGACCUGUCGGAAGUUAACUUGUCGUUUCCUUGUCGGAGAUAAUUUUAAUGUCGCUUUACCGGAGAUAAGGACGAUGGCACGAGGUGAAGAAGAUAGUACUGAUCACAAAGUCCCCUUUGUUUUUCUCUUAUUUUUUUUUUGUUCUCUCGUAAUUGAGAUUAAUCUUGAUAGGGUUUAUGUAAUAAUAUUUUUUUUUCUAAAGAAAUUGUUGGGAAAUUACAUUCUUAAGCUUAAAAGUUAAGAAAUUGCUCAAUCAUUCUUAAUAUAUUUGAAAGUUUGUU